Messenger RNA from Andrographis paniculata, 3123 nucleotides. RefSeq lists its product as uncharacterized. The transcript is spliced from 5 exons. NCBI's taxonomy places the organism in Eukaryota, Viridiplantae, Streptophyta, Magnoliopsida, Lamiales, Acanthaceae. The coding region runs from base 552 to 2744 and encodes 730 amino acids. The record is from RefSeq and is a predicted model, not a curated record.
GUCAGCAGUAGCCACGCAAGGCAUGCGUUUCCCUCAAAGCAAUCGAUACAAUCUGCUCUCUCACCUGCACAAAACGACGGAAGGAAGAAGAAGAACGAGAACAAGCAGGAGGAAAGUCGGAACUUAAAAGUGACACAAAUCCGUUCUUAUUUCUUGAAAAUUACGAGGACGGGUUUUCUGUGUAAUCAGACUUCAAUUGAUUUCGGAACUUGUCUGGAUUAGCGUAAUAAAACCACAGAUUACUGUCGUUAUCUUGGCUGGGCAAUGAAUUCGCUCCUGCUUUUGAGUAGCUUGUGUGGAAGGACGAUUCGAGCAUGUUGCAAUUGAAUUGACGAUGACAGAUAAGAGAACUGGAUCUGAAAACCUGAAACCCUAAAAUUCAGGUCUCAGCUACAGCCCUAAUUCGAUGAGGCUCAUUUUUUGGAGAUUCAGCAGGCUGAUGCAUAUGAUGAUCUGGUGAAAUAUAGGUAACUUGUUAGUACACUUGUUGGUUGCUAAUCCAACUGUUUUUACCCACAUCACAGUAUAAGUAUUCAUAUAUUUGGAGAAAAAUGCAUACAAAGCACCGAAACGGACCAGGGAACAUGUACAGAUCAAAUUCCAUAGGAAUUGGAGGAGUGGCUGCCGCCCGAAUUUCUCCAGAAAGUUCAGUGAGAGGUCCUCGGAUGUACGGUGCUGAGAAUAGGGCCUAUGGUCGUGAUGGUUAUGGACGUGCUGGUCGUCCAAAGCACCUUCAGCCACCACAAGAGGUUGAUGUUUUCAAGGAAGCUGGUAAGCUGGCUGCUGAGUAUUUGGUUUCUAGAGGGGUGCUUCCUCCGAGUGCACUUUCAGGGAAGUGGCCGAGUGAAGCCUUGAAGAACCAGGAGGGCAAUUUUCAGGAAUUUAGGCAACAGCAAGCGGAUAGAAUACAAAGUCCUGCAAAUGGCCGGGCCUCUGUUCAUUCUCGUUUAGGAAAUGCUGCUAUAGAAGUAGGACUAGGUAGGAGAAAGUACUCUGAUGAGUACUCUUUACUGGAUUCAAGAAACUCAGGUAGAGUAAGGAGAAGAGCUGGUUUAUUUAAAAAUUACAUGACAGAGACGAACAAAGAAUCUGGUCGAAGUGAAUCAUGGGCGGAGAAGAGCAGGGCUUCCCCUGGGAAAGAAGUUGACAGUGAUGCUUCGGUUGGACAUAAUGGUGAUCAGCUUGUAGAAAAGGAUGAUAAUUCUCAGGUGCAGAAUUUAUCUCCUUGUGAAGUAACCAAAGAAGUUGUGAGUGAAGUUCAUACGGCACCUGCUACAGAAAAAUGUGGUUUAGUGGAGAAUGCAGAUGCAAAUAACUCUACUUUGAGCAAAGAGAAGGUUCUACUGUCGGGUACAGAAGGAGAAUGCCCCAAAAAGCCUGAUGAUGCUGAUAAGUUUAAGGAUGCUGCAGAGUCUGUUGAUGAAAAAGGAAACAAUGAUGCUUUGAAUCAAAAGGAUGAAAUGUCUAAGGAGGUCCAGUCUUCUUCAAGGGAUGAUAUUUCAGUUAGGGAGGACCAUAAUGAUUUAGUCAAGCGCUGCAAAUUUGUAAAUGUUCCCACUAAAACUCGAUCUUCAUUGAUGAACAAGGGAUCCAAGGGUGGUCUGGAUCCUGUGAUCGUAGAAGUGAAUGCAUCAAAGAAAGAACUUUCAGAAAGCUCUGAGACACGGACCUUGGAUAAUGAUAUUGGCAGUUCCAGAGGUAAUGCUUCAUCUCAAGAAAACCAAGAACUCAAACCAAUUCAAUCUGAUAUGGUAAAUUCUCUGCCUACAGCUAAAGAACUUGAUAUUUCCAAAAAUCUGAAUCCUGGAUUGUGCUUGAGGUCUGGAUCAUCAGUUGAAAUUCUUCAAUGUAAAGAGGAAGAACCAGAGGAGCAGUUAUCUGAACUUCAAAGGUCCAAUCCCAUGUUUAUGGAGAGAGAUGGAAAGCGGGCUGUAGAUUUUGACUCUGAUGAUAAGAAGGAUUUCAAAAAGUUUAGACAAUGGUUUCCUACCCCGGAUGCUGAAUCUGACGGCUCUCUACUGGUAUAUAGCUCUACUGAAGAACAGUCAUGUGUACAAGAUGCAAAAACUUUACAGAGUGCUCAUUGCAACCUAUCUCCUGAUCAGAAAAGUUUGGAUAACUCAAUGUUUCCAAGAGGGCAAGCUGAGCCAGGUGAAUUCAUGGAAGAGAAACAGCUGUUUCCGGGUUCAUUUAAGACUUGUGAUCUGAAUCUAGAUGGAACUAGUGAUGUUACUGAGCAGCGAGAUACUGAAACUAUGUUUUUAUUUCCAUCAGUAACUCAAGCAGGAAAAGUAGGAUCCUCUGUUGGCAUUGAUUUAUCGAUGAGUAAUAAUUGCUCGCCGAAUAAAGAUAAUAAACACAGUGUUGGGGCCAAUGAUAUUGAAGUUAUUGAUUUGGAUAGUGAUUCUGCACAAGAAAACAAGGCUUUCAGUAAUCCUGAGAGAAGGGGAGAUGUGGUAUUUGCUGACCUGGAUGGAUUUUCGAAUAAUGUACAUAAUGCAAAUGCAAUUCCAGAUGUUCAGGAUGGGUAUGGGUUGAUGAUAUCUGAGCUACUUGCAAAUGGGAGCCCAACCUGUACUUCUGUUCAUACAGACUUGAAUUCUUUGAACAAUCCUAUGGGCCUUUCUAACACUGAGGGUAUGCUUGCUGAUGAUGACUCAAUUUACAUGUCCCUUGGUGAAAUACCAAUAAGUCUUUUGGGGCAUUGGGAGCAACCGACACAGGACUAUGGGAAGCCAUUUUGAGCACAUUGUGGAAUCAUUUCAAGUAAUUUCACAUCUGGGUAGCUGCGCUGACAUGUUUAAUAAUUUCUUUUGCCUGUUUAUUACUGUUCAAAGGCUUGUUUAUUUGAGUCGAGUUGCUGUUGCAAUCAUGAUAUGCAAUGUUAAGCGUAGAUCUAUCCGCCUGCCAUCACACCUUGUUCUAUUAUUAUAUUUGAGUAGCCAUUUCAGUCGGAGAUCGCGUCUUAUUACCCGAUAUUGAUCUUCGACUUCAAUUAGCAUGUUAUAGGUAAAAAUUGUGGAGCUGAAGCCUGAAUGGCUUGCAGAACUCUUAAUUUUUAACGGAUAUAUGCAGUUUGAUUGCUGAAAUUUCUCAAAUGCAAGAAACAGGGCAAUUCUUGGA